AUGGAUCCCAUGGAGCCGCCAGUCCAGAAUGGCGACGACUCGUCGCAGCAACUGUUCGAGGAAGCCCGGCGCCGGGUUGACUCGCAGACCCCGAACCAUGACAGCCCGUCGCGCCAGCUGCUCAUGGAGUUCAGCCGCAUGCUGAUCGACUCCGACCGCAAAUUCCACAGCGAGCUCGACCGCGCUUCCGCCGAACAGGAGAAAAAGCAUCUCGAAGCCUUAGCCGCCGCAGCAGCCGAGCACGAACGUGUACGGCAGAGUGCCGAGCGCGUUGCCGAGAAAUUCCGCCUCCAGGUAGAGCAGGAGAGACGGAGGAGGGAGGAAUACGAACACCGAGAGCUGGAGCGGAUACGUCAGGAGAACGCUCGUAUUGAGGCUCAGACGCGGCAACGCCAACUUGACGAGGUUAAGAGGAAAGAAGAAGAGCAGCGGAGAGCAGCCGAGGAAGCAAGGGCUCUCGAGGUGGCUGAAGAGCGUCUCCGGAAACAAAAGGCCCAAGAAGAAGCGGACGCAGCAAAGAGGAAGGCUGAGCAGGAAGAGCGGGAGCGGAAAGAAAGGGAGGAGUCAGCCGCGGCCGCAGCCGCGGCGAAGGCCAGAGCAGAAGAAGCUGCCAAAAUCCAACAAGCACCAGCUCCGGCUGUGACAAAUGGUGCAGCAACAGCAACAGCAGCACGUCCGCCGGCGGGGACUAACUCGGCGUUGGUGUCCCCACUAACAGAGCGUGAAGCGGUUCACAAAGAGUACCUCGAGAUCCAUCAACGACUGAAGCCCUUACGCGAGAAGUUCAAGCAGGAGUUCAGACGUGAUCCUGCCCUGAAAGAAUUUUCCAACAUUCGCCGUCAAAUUCGCCAGAAAAUUGGACAACUUGUUCCGGGUGCUAAAGAAAAUAAGCAGAUGCUUCAAAAUAUCCGUGACUGCUUCACCCAAGCCGUCAAUGCACCCUGCUUCACGAUAGACGUCAAGCCAUUUCUCGCUUCAUCUACACAAGCUCAAUUACCACCCGGCCCUUUCCAAAUUUCUGCACUCCUCAUAUGGCUCUUCAAUUGCUUCGCAAAAGACAUCAUCAAUCAGCUUUGCACCGAAGCAGGCGUCAAACCUGCGGCCGCUGACCCAAUUGGCAUUGUGGCGGUCUCGAUUCUCGGAAAUCCUCAGUACUGCAUAAACGGCCAGAUUCCGUUCACCGACAUCCUGCUGGCAAAAUACCACAAGUGCUGCGGCGUGCUGUUUGGCAUUUACGGGCCGGAGAAGUCGCAACGAGGCCGCCAACGGCUCGGCUGGAGGCAAAUCGGCGGGGAGUGGAUCACGGAUCAGAGCCAUCUCGAGCGCAUGACUGGUCUGGGCGCCGGAUGGGCCAGUUUGGCACUGCGCAAGAUCAAGGUCGGCAGCGCGCUCGUGCACCCGUUGCCCAACGCUCAUUAUUGGCGAGCCUUCUCGCGUAUCGUCAAUACCCCGCCGCACGAGGCAACCCCCACGCAUUACAUGGUGCUCAAGGCCAUGCUCGAGGGCGACUCGAUCGACCGCUUCAUCCAGUGCUACGGCCAGCCCGCUCUCGUCGCGCUACGCAAGGGCCUCAUUGAAUUCCCUCAAGGCAACCCAUCCGUAGCUGCGAAGUCUAUGGCAGCUAUGGUCGAAACGAUCAAGAAGGAGAAGAUGCUCACGCUGUAA
Molecule: messenger RNA, 1665 nt
Organism: Lasiodiplodia theobromae
Lineage: Eukaryota; Fungi; Ascomycota; Dothideomycetes; Botryosphaeriales; Botryosphaeriaceae
Product: GLE1-like protein
Exons: 2
Coding region: 1-1665 (554 amino acids)
Biological process (GO): poly(A)+ mRNA export from nucleus; regulation of translational initiation; regulation of translational termination
Cellular component (GO): nuclear pore cytoplasmic filaments; nuclear pore; cytoplasm
Molecular function (GO): phospholipid binding; inositol hexakisphosphate binding; translation initiation factor binding
Source: RefSeq, a predicted model, not a curated record